Platichthys flesus (European flounder) is the source of this 624-nucleotide messenger RNA. RefSeq lists its product as uncharacterized. The record is from RefSeq and is a predicted model, not a curated record. The coding region runs from base 229 to 558 and encodes 109 amino acids. Lineage: Eukaryota; Metazoa; Chordata; Actinopteri; Pleuronectiformes; Pleuronectidae. The transcript is spliced from 3 exons.
AGCUUAGAACAAACUCGAGGUAGUUGACCUCUUGAAGUUGUCACUGUGACGUGUCAGUCACUGAUUGGAGGAGAUGAGUGUGAUGCCAUCAUGACGUGCCUCCUAAACAGACUAAGAGGAUUAUUGUGUUUCCUCCGCUGCUGCUUUUAUUCAAGCAGGAGAACAACGAUCGUGUGUACGACCAGAUCAUUGAGUGAUUGAUCAAUUGAUUGAUUGAUUGAUUGACAGAUGAAGCUGCAUGUAAUUUUGCUGCUGAUCUGGAGCCUCUGUCGUCACAGAGUCGACUGCAGUCUGCCCGACUUCACACCUGCAACACAUCUGCUGCAGGUUGAAGCUUCCGUGAACUCUGAGUCAAAGGUCGUCAGCGUCUCGAUGAAGAAUGAAGUCAGUCGACUUCCUGGACUCUGUCGACGUCUGAAGAGACGAAGAAUCAGUGUCCUGUGUAACCUGGAGAAGUUCUGUUGGUGGGGGCGGAGUCAGGGGCGGGGUCAGGUCGGUCAGGUGUGUCGUUGUCCUCGUGGCUCCAGAUGUUCUCAUUUCUUCGUCCAUAGUCUCUGAACCAAUCAUUUAUCAAGCCUCAUUGUAUCAAACUGAUUUAACUUGAAUAAAAGCAAAAAAACAUCA